AUGGCCUCAGAUUCCAGAAGUCGCAGUAAUCUCUUCAUUUAUUUAUUGACUAAUUUUUGUAUAUUUUCUGUAUUUAUUUCUGCUGAAAAUCGAAUUAAAAGAGGCCAAUCUGUAAGAGACGGAGAAGAAAUUAUAUCGAAAGAAGAAAGAUUUGUAUUGGGAUUCUUUAGUCCAGAGGAUUCUGUUCUUAGGUAUGUUGGAAUCUGGUACAAUGAUGUUGAAAAUCAAACAGUGGUGUGGGUGGCAAAUAGAGAAAAUCCCAUCAGUGGCAACGGUGGAGAUUUAAGAAUUGGAAAUGAUGGGAAUUUGAUCAUAUUGAAUGGAAAUGGUGAUGUGAUCUGGUCCACCAAUGCAACAGUUGCCUCAGAUAAUUCCUCUGCUGUUUUAAUGGAUACUGGUGAUCUCGUUCUUUUUGGGAGUGGUGAUCCAAAUAAGGCUUUAUGGAAGAGUUUUGUUCAUCCAACAGAUACAUUUUUACCCGAUAUGCGAGUUUACAUAAAUCUCAGUGAAGGGGAGAGGCACGUUUUCACCUCAUGGAGAAGUGCUAGUGAUCCGAGUGUUGGAAAGUACUCUUUAGGCGUUGAUCCUCGUGGAUCGCCUCAGAUCGUGAUAUGGGAAGGGACUAGUCGAAAAUGGAGAAGUGGGAAUUGGAAUGGACUAAUAUUUAUUGGUGUUCCAGGGAUGAGGGCUAUAUAUUUGUAUGGAUUUAAGCUAAACAAUGACGGCGAUGGAAAGUGGUACUUCACAUAUACGCCCUCGAAUAGUACUGAUUUGAUCAAGUUUUGGAUUCGAUGGGAUGGAAUCGAAAGGCAAGAAAGAUGGAAUGAUGGGCUCGAAAAAUGGGAUUUGAUACAAUCACACCCUGUUGAUAAUGAAUGUGAUCGGUAUAACAAAUGUGGACCUUUUGGAAAAUGUGAUAAAAAGAAGAGGCCAGUUUGUAGUUGUAUUGAAGGGUAUGUACCCCGAGAUUUGGAUCAAUGGACUAGAGGGAAUUGGUCAGGUGGAUGCACGAGGAGGAAAAAUAUGGAGUGUUUAUCCGAGGAGAACAGAGAUGGCUUUUUCAAGGCUGAACAAGUGAAAUUGCCCGAUUUUGUGGAUUAUGUGGGACCAGAAGAUGUUAAGGAGUGUGAAAAUAAGUGUUUGGAGAAUUGUUCUUGCACUGCAUAUGCUUUUGUUAGUGGCAUAAACUGCAUGAUUUGGAGUAGGGAAUUUAUCGACCUCGUACAAUUUGAUGAAGGUGGUAGUACUCUGUUUGUUCGUCUUGACCGUUCUGAAUUAGGUGGCAAUAGUAAGGUGAUGAAAGUUGUUAUUAUAGCAGUUGUUUUGGGGGGAAUCUUUUGUCUAUGUGCUUCAAUCUGGCUCUGCAGGCCCAAAAUGAAAUUCGGAGACCAUUUAACCGAGAAGAACAAUGAAAUGCCAAAAUUCAGUCCAAGUGGUGAGUUUUCCAGCGAAUUUUCUGGACCGGGUGACCUUAGUGUUGAAGGGCCACCAGGAACAGGAACUGAAUUAGCCUUGUUCAACUUCUCGUGUGUGGCAGCAGCUACAAACAACUUCUCAGAUGAGAACAAACUUGGACAAGGAGGAUUUGGACAUGUUUACAGGGGUAUGCUACCGGGGAAUCAAGAAAUCGCUGUAAAGAGGCUCUCGAGAAAAUCCAGUCAAGAUAGGGUUGUGGGGACAUAUGGUUACAUGGCGCCAGAAUAUGCAAUGGAAGGCCUCUUUUCUGUGAAGUCAGAUGUUUACAGCUUCGGGGUAUUGCUAUUAGAGAUAGUAUCUGGCCGAAGGAACACUAGCUUUCGCAAAACAGAUCACUCGAACAUUAUUGGAUAUGCGUGGGAUCUUUGGGACGGAGGCCGAGCAAUUGAGUUAGUCGAUCCUUCCAUCAUAAACUCAUGUAACCGAGAAAAAGUGCUUCGAUGCAUACAUGUAGGCAUGUUGUGUGUUCAAGACACAGCAAGUCACAGACCGAACAUGCCGGCCGCUGUAUUGAUGUUGGAGAGUGAAAAUGCAAAUUUGCCUAUGCCAAGACAACCUAGUUUUACUUCAAUGAGACAUUCUGGGAAUGCAGAUAUGUGGAAUGGGAAUCAUGAUGUUGUAACCUCAAACAAUGUAACUUUUAGUGUCAUUAUAGGUAGAUAA
This is a messenger RNA of Fraxinus pennsylvanica, 2139 nucleotides long. NCBI's taxonomy places the organism in Eukaryota, Viridiplantae, Streptophyta, Magnoliopsida, Lamiales, Oleaceae. The record is from the annotation of a GenBank genome assembly.